CACAAAAUUCAAAAAACCUUCACUCCAUUUUCAUCCCCUCUUUCAACACGAACACGAACAAGAACAAUUGUGUUCGACUUAUGCCUUUGGGGAAAUCUUCGGUUUGAGGAUGCCAUCGAUCUUGAACUCAUCGAAUUUGGUGUUCGCCACAGCGAUGGUGGCGUCGAGCACGCUGAUGAUCCUGGCGUAUUUCCGGCAUAACAAGGGCGACAGCGCCGCUACCCGACAGGCCGAUGUUCGGAUUCUUCGGCCUUGUCUCUGUUCAGGUGGAAAUAAAGAUCGGAAGAAGAAGCAGAAGAAGGUUCAAUUUGCAGAGAAUGUGAAGAAGAAAGCGACGGAGGCGGAGGAGAUGAAGAGGAAGAUCACGGCCAGAAAAUUGAAGAAAAAUAGAUGCAGAAGCAGUUUUCAAGGAAGCCAGAUGCCGGAGAAUCGUGUCGCUCUUUAUAAUGGCAUUCUCAGAGAUCGAUCUAAUAGAAUGGGGUUUUCUUACUGAAA
Cucurbita maxima (winter squash) is the source of this 495-nucleotide messenger RNA. RefSeq lists its product as uncharacterized. NCBI's taxonomy places the organism in Eukaryota, Viridiplantae, Streptophyta, Magnoliopsida, Cucurbitales, Cucurbitaceae. The transcript has 2 exons. The record is from RefSeq and is a predicted model, not a curated record. The coding region runs from base 110 to 493 and encodes 127 amino acids.